Suillus subalutaceus is the source of this 1722-nucleotide messenger RNA. Its product is annotated as auxin efflux carrier. The record is from RefSeq and is a predicted model, not a curated record. Lineage: Eukaryota; Fungi; Basidiomycota; Agaricomycetes; Boletales; Suillaceae. Gene Ontology annotation, cellular component: membrane. Gene Ontology annotation, biological process: transmembrane transport. The coding region runs from base 1 to 1551 and encodes 516 amino acids. The transcript has 8 exons.
AUGAGCAGCAUCGUCAUUGGCACUCUGCUUUGGAUUUCUGUCCAACCCCUCAUACGCCUGCAAGCAUCCUUUUCUAGGUUCUUGUGCGUAGGAUGUGGAUUUGGAGUCACGAAGGCAGGCUUAUUACCCGCCGUGGCGGCACGCGGGAUAGGGCUAGUCAUCAUAAAUGUUACGACGCCAAACCUGAUGUUCUCGACAAUUGUACCGUCGUUCAACUCAUCAAACAUUACUGAACUCGGCCCCCUUGUUCUCGUCGCACUGAUCUAUAUGCUAAUCGGCAUAACACUGUCGUGGAUCAUCAAGCAACUCUUUUGGGUUCCUCACAGAUUCCGCCAUGGAAUUCUUGUGGCUGGAGGGUGGGCAAAUAUCGGUGACGUCCCUAUCUCUGUGGCCCUGAGCGUAAUGGCGUCAGCUCCUUUCAAUGGAACUGAUGACGAGAACCUGGCAGUGAGCUACAUCGCUGUUUUUCUGCUGGUAUGGUCCGUCACACUGUUUCCUCUUGGCGGACACCGGUGUGUCAUGAUGGAUUUCGAAGGUCCUGACUUGGAAAAUGAUGAAGUCAAGGAGAGGCUGAGCACCAAACACUCGAAGAUUCUGUCGAGACUAGCUGCUGUAUUCCUGCACCUCAGGCAGAUCUUUCUCUUUAACCAUCCACCAGUCAAGGAAAUCCAUACCGAAGUCGGUCAAAAUAGCGGCGAAAAAGAAACUCCUCGUGUGACAUUUACACAUGAGGACUCUGUCACUACGUGUUAUAGACCGUCAGAGCAGGAAGAAAUCGGAGUCUUGACAUUGACGAACGAACAUAUGCUGCCCCCCAAGUUUCUGGAUCCUACUUCUCCCUCACUUACAUCCGUACAGCCCGGUCCCCUUUUGACUGACGGAGCCGAGAAAGUCUCCACAACCACCGGUCCUCCUGACUCCAUCACUGGGCACGUCACGGUGGCGCAUGCUCAUUGGUUUCACAAGUUUAUCAGCCUGGCCUUUGGAUUCCUGCGAUCCCUCCUGACUCCCCCGUCUUUGUCGAUCAUCGUCUCAUUCAUCAUUGCCAUUAUUCCUUCAUUGAAGGCACUUUUUGUUCCAGGCGUUCCUGGCACGCAUAUACCUUCAGCGCCCGAUGGCCAACCUCCACUCGCACUUAUCAUGAAGACGGCCACCUUCAUUAGUGGUGCGUCAGUACCGAUGGGUUUGAUUACCCUUGGGUCUGCUCUUGCCAGACUAAGCAUCCCGCUAAACCAAUUGAGCUCUCUCCCUCUCGGUGCCAUCGGGAGUUUGGCUGUUGGCAGACUCGUUGUGAUGCCCGUUCUGGGCAUCCUUAUUUGCCAGCAGUUCACACAUAUCGGACUAAUAGAUCCCUCCAACAAUGUCCUCAGAUUCGUCUGCAUCCUCUUGUCGGGCUUGCCCACCGCGACCACAAUGGUGUUUCUGACUCAGGUGUACUCUGGGACAGGUAAUGCUGAGCAUUUGUCAGCAUUUCUGAUACCCCAGUACAUCAUCAUGUUCGUAUCGAUGACAGCCAUCACUUCCUUCACACUUCAUAUUCUCUUUGGAUGACGCCCCUGGAGCAGGGAUGUAUGAAUCACGUUAUGCGCGGGUUUAGAUCAUGACGACCGAUAAAUGAAUGCCCUUUGUCCUGGCAGGUCGGAUAGAACAAGAGACAAAGAACAAUUAUAUACUGUAUAUACGAUGUAGGAUAUAUUUGGAGCACCUGAAACUGUAUGUACA